AUGCCAACUGUUGAAAAUCUGAGUGGUGAACAAAACUUCGUUGCAUGUUGGAUGCCCGAUAGUUCCCGUGCUGGAGUCUUACUGGAUCCUAGUUUUACUGGUUUGAAAAUCAAUAAGGAAAAUUUGUUAUCUGGACCUGAAAACAUCACAGCUUUCCCUGAGAAAGUGUUGCAUCUUUCAGACAGCUGUUCUGUAAGCGAUGACUCCCUGUGUGAAGAGUCUGGCAGCUCUCAUACAUUCCAGCAGUGCACCACUGGAACAUCUUUUCCAGCAGCAGCAUGUAGUGCAGAGAGCUCUAAACCAGACUUUGUCCGUGGUGAAGUGGAUGGUCAGAAAAAAUCCACUCAGAGCGAUCCACUCUUACAAAAGCUCGAACAGCUGAAGGAAUUGCAACAACAGAAACAGGAACAGCUAAAGAAACAACAGAUGGAGCAACUUCAAAGGCUAAUGGAAGAGCAGCAGAAGCUACUUAGCAUGGUAUCUAGCCAGAGAGCAGCUUUUGGCUAUACUCCAACGGCUGAAAGUCAAAAGCUAAGACCUGGGCACUCAGGCUUAGCAACUUUAUACCAGCUGCCAUCACCUGGAUAUCAGAGUAUCUCUGAAGACAGAGCUCAUGCUCUGAUUGUUGCUUCAUAUACACAAGACAAUGAUUCUUUCCAAAAGCUGAACAACAAAGAAUGCACAUCGUCUUUGAAGAACAGUCUUUCACAAGUGUCUGCCUGUGAGAAACAAGGAAGAAACAUGUGGUGUCCAGAAAAAAAGAUGGAAUCAUUAAUGGAGAGUGAAGACAAUCAUGUGGAUCCUUUACAUGUGGGAAGAGCAGAUCUCUCUGGAAAUUCCAGUGGAGGUGAACAUUUGCAGACUAAUACAGAGGAAAGGCCUAUUAAAGCUGCAAUUCAAGAGAAGAAACAGACAUUUGAAGAAUUCUUGGAAGAACAGAUACAACUAGAGAAGCAGCGUCUGGAGCAAACCCAGAAGUUACAGGAGACAAAUGGAUCAGCUGUUCAAAAACCAGUGAUCAAACGACCGUUCCUGAAAAGAGGAGAAGGCUUAACAAGAUUCACUAAUGCCAAAUCUAAAAUUACAAAACACAGAGAAAGCACCCCAAAACUUCAACAAAGGGCUUCAGAUGAGAAGAAUGUUAUUAGAGUGGACAGAUCACAAAUACAGAAGAAAACUACACCUCCUGGCAAAGAACUGGUUUCUGAAAAUCCUUUUGCACCAUGUCAAAAAUAUAACCACUCCAGUAAAGCAAAACGUCCUGUUCAGAAGACAGUGGUACUUGGGAAUCACAAUAGAGAAAAUAUCUUGCCAUUAGAAACAAGAAUGCAAUCAGGAAAAAGUCACUAUGGACAGAUGAGAGAUUCUCACCCAUCAGAAAUUAACAACAAACCAGAAAAUAAAGAGAACAGUACAGAAUUUGCUAAGUCUAACACUGGCAAAAUCAGAAGCAAAUUACCUGGCACAGAGAAGUCUCAGUUGUCUCGAGAGCUGGCCAGUGCCUUUUCUAAUUCUGAGUGUUCUGUAGGUCACCCUGUAAAAAAUUCAGAACUGUCUUUUGAAAUUUCGUUUCAGAAUAAGAUGGAGAACUGGGAAAAAGAAAGAGAAAAAGAGAAUCUAGAAUUAGAUGAAUUUUUGUUUCUAGAACAAGCUGCAGAUGAAAUAUCUUUCUCAAGUAAUUCCUCGUUUGUGCAAAGGAUCUUGGAUCGAGAUCAGCAAGCUUUAAAAGGCCGUAGAAUGUCUUCUACCCCCAUCAAGGCAAAACAGCAGCAAGCAAAGGCACUGGCUGCUGAACAUACAAAUGAGAAAAAUAAAAGGACAGGCUGCAUGGCAGGGGAAAAUAUCAGUGAUAGUCUAGCUAUGCAUGCAGUCUCAAAUCCAGGAACAGCUUUUAGAAUGAAGGAUCCAUUGAGUAAAACAGACAGUGUAGUAUGUUCAGCUGCUUCCGUGAAAGCAGCUCCUGCUUUAAAAAGUAAUCCUUGGAUUGUAGGUGAAGGUAAGGGUGAGAGCAAUGGUCAUACUACUACAGAUUCUGAGAGUGAAUUUGGGACCACAUUGAAGCAUGACAACAAAGAUGCUAAGACAUCCUUUGUGAGCCAUAGAGAAAGUGAUUCAGAAUUUUUUGAUGAUGGAAGUUCUGUUACAGACAUCAGCAAAGAAAGCAAAAAUGGAGACGCUGAUCUUGGCUUGUCAGACCAAGAUUGCAGUGCACUGUCAAAGCAAAAGAUUAGAAAAGCCACAGAUGAUCACAGAAACAUGUGUAAAAGUAGGAGUCAGUUUGAGUUUGAUGAUGACAGAACAUGGAGUGAUCUUGAUGAAAAUUAUGUUAGCAGUGAUUUACCUGAAAUAUAUCCUAAAAUACCUUUACAGAUGGACUUUUCUGGUAAGAAUGAUACAACUGUCCCAGAUAAAGCAAUAAAGAGAAAAGUUGCCUCAAAGAAAGCAGAUGAAAUGUCCAAAGAGUCUGCAGUGGACAGCAAUUCAAAUGCACCUCCUGUAUCAAACCUGAUGAUGAAACUGUUUCCUUCGCUGAAACCGAAGCAGAAGGCAGGCUGUCCUUCAGAGUGUGAAACCAAAUCGAACGUGGAGCAGGAGCCAGGAGGAAACACUGUUCCAUCCCAGCUACUGAGAGAGAAACUCACUGAAUUGGAAUCUGAAAUAGAGAGAUUCCGAGCUGAAAACACGAGUCUGAGGAAACUCCGUGAGGAAAGAGAGCAUGCCUUGGCAAAUAUCAGGAAAGAAAUUGCAGACUUUGAACAGCAGAAAGCCCAAGAACUGGCUGAAAUAGAAGAAUACAAAAAAAAGGAAAUGAAAAAACUGCAAAAGGAGCGUAAAGUUUUUGAAAAAUAUACCGCAGAAGCUAGAGCAAUUCCAGAUAAAAAAGAACGUGAUGAAAUUCAGGCUUUAAAACAGCAGAUUGCAGAGUUACAGGAAGAUUUAAAACGAAAAGAAGCAAAAUGGUCAACCACCCAUCGACGCCUGAAAGAUCAAAUAGAAGCUUUAGUAAAUGAGAAUCUGGAGCUAAAAGAAGAAGUUAAAAUUAUGGAGAAGUUUCGUGUAGAAGCCUGGAAGAAAAUAGCAGCUGCUGGAAGCAAGAGGAAAACAGAAAAUUCUGGGGUGAGUCUAAAAAGAGCAGAAUCUUGUCUACCAAAGAGAGGCCUAAAAAGUCAAUCUGCAUCUCCUCUUCCUCCAGUACAGAAGUGCAGCAGGAUAAAUAGCAAAAGUUAUUCACAGGCAAAAGGAAAGACUUCUGCAACACCUGCACCAGGACCUGCUAAUGACAAAAGCAACACUGAGACAAUGACAGCACUAGAAGAUUCUUCUAAGAUGUUUAUGGUAGACACCUCUCCUAAUGAAGCUCAUGUGUCACUACCAUCUGGCACUGCAUAUGCAGGCAGUGAAGAUAUACAGAGAGAAACUGCUUAUCCUGAUGGAAAGGUUGAGAAGGUUCUGAAAAAUGGCUGUCAACUCAUAUUUUUCCCAAAUGGGACAUGGAAAAAAGUGGGCUCUGAUGGGAAGACCGUAACUAUCACCUUCUUCAAUGGGGACGUGAAGCAGGUUAUGCCUGAUCAAACAGUGAUUUACUAUUAUGCUGAAGCUAAGACCACACAUACCACAUACUCUGAUGGCUUAGAGGUCUUGCAGUUUUCAAAUGGACAAAUAGAGAAGCAUUAUCCUGAUGGCAAGAAAGAAAUUACCUUCCCUGAUCAAACUAUUAAAAAUUUAUUUAUGGAUGGACAAGAAGAAAGUAUCUUCCCAGAUGGCACUAUUGUUCGUGUCCAGCGAGAUGGAAGCAAAACUAUAGAGUUCAAUAAUGGCCAGAGAGAACUACACACAUCCCAGUUCAAGAGACGGGAGUAUCCAGAUGGUACUGUCAAGACUGUGUACAUGAAUGGACAGCAGGAAACCAAGUAUGUCUCUGGGAGAGUCCGAGUAAAGGACAAGGAUGGUAAUAUUAUCAUGGACACUAAGUUGUAG
Messenger RNA from Acanthisitta chloris (rifleman), 3978 nucleotides. It is a transcript of the gene CPAP, whose product is annotated as centromere protein J. Gene Ontology annotation, molecular function: tubulin binding. Gene Ontology annotation, cellular component: nucleus; centrosome; centriole. NCBI's taxonomy places the organism in Eukaryota, Metazoa, Chordata, Aves, Passeriformes, Acanthisittidae. The coding region runs from base 1 to 3978 and encodes 1325 amino acids. Gene Ontology annotation, biological process: centriole elongation; cilium assembly. The record is from RefSeq and is a predicted model, not a curated record. The transcript is spliced from 16 exons.